Prunus avium (sweet cherry) is the source of this 1230-nucleotide messenger RNA. Its product is annotated as putative serine/threonine-protein kinase WNK11. Gene Ontology annotation, biological process: protein phosphorylation. The record is from RefSeq and is a predicted model, not a curated record. Gene Ontology annotation, molecular function: protein kinase activity; ATP binding. NCBI's taxonomy places the organism in Eukaryota, Viridiplantae, Streptophyta, Magnoliopsida, Rosales, Rosaceae.
CUUCUUUAUAUUCUCGAUACGAAACGGCUGAGAAACUUGACCGGACAAAACAGCUGAGAAAAAGCGAAGCCGAAGUCGUUAUUCGAUCUACGAAACGACGUCGUUAGUAGAAACUGAUCCCCGCUUCACGGCAGUUAUACAUAGAGCCGUCCUUCACCACCAUUUUCUCUCACUAUCUCUCUUCGCUUCGCAGAGCUUCCCUGUUAUUCGCGUUUACCAAAGAAUCUCAAGAUUGAUCUUUGAAGAUGCCAAUUGAGAACUCAAACACGUCUGAUCGAGAUACUGAGCCAUUUGUGGAGGUUGAUCCAACUGGGCGGUUUGGGCGGUAUGAUGAUCUCCUUGGUCAUGGUGCUGUGAAGAAGGUUUAUAGGGCUUUUGAUCAGCAGGAAGGUACAGAGGUGGCCUGGAAUCAGGUCCGCUUGAGGACUUUCAGUGAAGAUCCAACUCUCAUGAACCGGCUUUACUCAGAGGUAAAGCUAUUGAGCACAUUGAAGAACAAGUAUAUCAUUGUUUGUUACAAUGUUUGGAAGGAUGAGGCGCACAACACUUUGAAUUUCAUCACUGAGGUGUGUACAUCUGGAAACCUAAGGCAAUACAGGAAGAAGCAUCGCCAUGUGUCUAUUAGGGCUUUGAAGAAGUGGUCAAGACAGGUGCUUGAGGGAUUGGAAUACCUCCAUACACAUGAGCCAUGCAUCAUUCACAGAGAUCUCAAUUGCAGCAACAUCUUCAUCAAUGGGAACACUGGCCAGGUGAAAAUUGGUGAUCUGGGAUUUGCAGCAAUAGUUGGUAAGAACCAUUCAGCACAUUCGAUUAUAGGGACACCUGAGUAUAUGGCACCUGAGCUAUACGAGGAGGACUACACAGAGAUGGUGGACAUAUACUCCUUUGGGAUGUGCUUGCUGGAGAUGGUGACAAUGGAGAUACCAUACAGUGAAUGUGAUUCUGUUGUCAAGAUAUACAAGAAGGUCACAGCCGGUAUUAAGCCUGAAGGCUUGAACAAGGUGACUGAUCCAGAGGUGAGGGCGUUCAUUGAGAAAUCCAUAGCCCAACCGAGGGCAAGACCUACUGCCUCUGAUCUUCUCAAGGACCCUUUCUUGUCUGAAUCCAAAUCCAAUAUUGAAGAGAUUGAACUAAUCCUCUGAUGGCUUUUCGACAUUAAUGAUCUUUUCAAGACCUCAUUUGAUGAUGAUCUAGGGGUUUGGCUCUCAUUUCUGAACCAUCACAACUGAU